CCCCAUUGUCCCAGUUGCUCACACUCGGGACUCUGUACCUGGGAGCUGCGCUGCGCAGCCAGGACCGCCUCCUGGGUGCCAGAAGGACCCCGCCCUCUGGGCCGCGUCCCUGUGCGCCGGGCGGCGAGGCUCGGGGCGGCCGCCAGGAGCAGGUGGGGGCGGCGGCUCCGCCUCCGCGUCCCGGCAGCGCCUAAGCCCGGCUAGGAGCGAGCGAGGAGCACAGAGCCCAGCUCAGCCAGGCGGCUGAAGCAACGCCAGGCACUGUCCGAAGACCAACCGGGAUCCUCGAGGCUACGGGGAAGAUCGGGACAGCGGGGACGGCGGCGCCAGCUAAAGUCCAGUCGGCAGGGCUACGGCCAACUGCAGACCAGAAACUACUCUCUUGGGACCAUUCUUAAGCAAGAGACACCAACACUGUGACAUAUGCCGGUGCCGCCUCCGCCACCACCACCACCUCCUCUGCCUCCACCCCUUCCACCUCUGGGGGCUCCUCCCCCUCCACCCCCUCCACCUCUGGGGGCUCCUCCACCUCCACCAGGACCCCCGAUCAGCACAGACACCCCCAGCUUAAGGAAGCCAGAUCUGAAAGGCCGGAGUGCACUGUUGGCUGAUAUCCAGCAAGGAACACGCCUGCGAAAAGUCACCCAGAUCAAUGACCGCAGUGCCCCACAAAUCGAGAGUUCAAAAGGAACCAGCAAAGAGGCAGGAGCUGCUGGCAGCAACACCCGGGGAGGAAGCACGCCCCCUGCCCUGGGAGAUCUCUUUGCUGGUGGCUUUCCUGUGUUGAGACCAGCAGGCCAGAGAGAUGUGUCAGGUGGCAAGACCGGGCAAGGCCCUGGCUCCCGAGCGCCUUCUCCCCGGCUCCCUUCCAAAGUCAUCGGUGGCCCCCUUCCCGCUCCUGCAUCUCCCAGGCUAGGCAAUGCCUCAGAGGCGCACGGCUCUGCCAGGCCUGCCCCUCCUCGCCCCAGUGUGCCUGCCCCACCGCCUCCCACUGCACCCCCACCCCCACCUCCUCCUCCUCCACCUCCGCCCCUCCCCCCAGCCUCCCCCAUCAAAGCCCAGUUAGCCCCGCUGCACCUGCCACCCAUCCCACCCCCGCUCCCUCUCCUCCCACCCUGUGGGUACCCGGGGCUCCACUCAGAGCCCAGCAGCCCUGCACAGGAGGUGCGAGAACCCCCAGCUCCUCCACCACCGCCGCCACCGCCACCUCCGCCACCACCGCUCCCCACCUACGCCCCUUGCUCCUCAAGGGCCGCUGUGGCCCCGCCUCCUUUGCCAGGCUCCAACAACAGCGGCGGCGAGACUCCUCCCCCGUUGCCUCCCAAGUCCCCCAGCUUCCAGGCUCAGAAGGCCUUGCCCACACCUCCAGGUGCUCCUGGCCCUCAGGCUAUCCUGCAGAAGAAGCGGCGAGGCCCAGGAACCAGUGGGGGAAAGCUAAACCCACCUCCAGCUCCACCUGCAAGAUCGCCCACCACAGAGCUUUCCAGCAAAAGCCAGCAGCCUGGAGGCCAGCGGAAUGGAAGCCAGCACAUGAUUGAUGACUUCGAGUCUAAAUUCACGUUCCACUCCAUGGAAGACUUUCCCCCUCCAGAUGAAUACAAACCAUGUCAGAAGAUUUACCCCAGCAAGGUCCCCAGAAGCCGCACACCUGGUUCCUGGCUCCAAGCUGAGGCAGCUGGGCAGAGCUCUGAUGACAUCAAAACCAGAAAUUCUCAGUUAUCUCUAAAGGCACUCCGGUGAGAAGAUGGUGAAGCCAAGGUCCUGGAGUUCUGGAUUGGAUGGACACCAGGAUGACUCCUCGAGACCCUACUGUACUCAAGCUCCACACAUUUGACAUACAGGCUCUGCACUGAGCGUUUAUUUAUUGUAAAUAAUGAUUUGCACGAACCCUAGAGCACCAUUUUAAUCAACUUUUAUUUGAGUAAUAUUUUAAUAUUUUUAAAACAUGCAUCCUGGCAUUUGUCUGUCUUGUACAGAUGGCACCCUAUCCCACCCGCCCUGUAGUGUCCACUGUGACUAUAGCAUAUGCUUGCAGGCUGGUCCUUCUGAAACCUUUUUCCAGAGAAUCCUUAGUUUUCAAGUAGUCCAAAAGUCAUAACUCUCCACAAUAGCUUCUUAUUGGCAUGACUCUCAUCACACCAACUGCAAAAUCGAACCAAAUAAUGCCUUAUAAACCAUGCAGCUCAGAGGAAGCAGUGUGCCCCAGGUCCUGGUGUGGCCACACAGCUUCCGGUGAGCGAGAUGCCAUGUCUCGCUUCUUUUUAGCAGUACAGGGAUGUCAUUUUGCUGACUAACGUAUAUGUAUAUAUAUAUAUAUAUAUAUCCCAAUGCAAAGGCUAGAGUGGGCGUGGCCCCUACCAUGCCUUCCGCAGAGCCCCUUUUCUAACUGAAUUCUUUUACAAGUAGCCAAUGCUCUUACUGUUUACAGCAUCCCUUGUGCCCAGUCUCCACUUUCCUUCUGCCCCUCCAUGUUCCCAGCUCCAUGCUGGUAGCCAGGGUAAAGUCGGCUUUAUGAGAUUUUGAUAUCCUCCUACCCCUGCAGAGUACAGUUGUAUACAGCUCAUGAUUAUUAUACGUUUAUUUUUACCUCAGAAAUCUCCCUCCCCAAACUCUACUCGGAGUGAAAGAUUUACGUGGAAAGUACAACAUAUAUUUAAAAAAGAACAAAAGGAAGAUGAAAGAAACAGAUCCACCGGUAACACGCCUACCCCAAAAGCCUAAGGAUAUACACAGAAAGCUGGAAUAACAUUUGUUAUUGCAUUGCUGGGGAAGCAGGGGCAGGCGGAUCCCUGUGACUCACUGGCCGGCCAAGCCAAUCAGGGAAGCCCAGGUUCCAGAAAGUGACAUUGUCUCAAAAUACAAGGUGGCAACUCCUGAGGCCACAACACCGAAAGUUGAGAGGCCCACGUAUUACAUGUAUACACAUCCCACACAGGAACAUAUGCAGCCAUAUACAAACACAUACAAAAGAGCAAAGCAGCUUUUGGAGUAUAUUUCAAAUAUCUGGCCCCGUUGUCAGGAACCCCAUCAGCCCAAAGGACCUUCCCUCUGUGCUGAAGAGCACAGAUGACUCUCUUCCCUGGUAGUGUGUGCCCGGGGUGCCCGGCAGAUACAUGCAGCAAGGUCAGCUGCCCUGAAUAGACAGAGGGCCACACCAGGCUGGGGCUGCUCUCUGUACCCUUCUUUGAUUCUCCAGGGAGUGAAGGAUGCUUUUGCUUCUUGUCAGGCCCCAAAUGCUCCCAUCCACCAGAGAGGGGAGCCUGUAGCAGAGGAGGGGGAAAGGGUUGGAAACAGUCUAAUCCCUCACUGUGCUGGGAAUAGCUAGGAAUAGACAAAGGAGAAGGGCAGUGGGCUAUGAUGUGCUUUGGAGCAUCCCACUCAGGCACUCACCCCACAGGAAUAUUAUUAGCCCAGCCCUGGCCAUCCGGGGACAAUAGAUAAGGAGUGUGUUCAGCCGUGUGUCUGCAGACACCUAACUGUCGUUUGGAGCAAAUGUCCUACAUGAGCACUGUGCUUUCUCUUUCCAGAUAGGAGAAUCUGAGCCAGGGUCAAGUUUCUGAAAUCUCUGGGGCAAUGACUCAAGCCGUUGUAACAGCCACAUCAACAGACGUGAAGGUUCUAUACUGCUGAUUUGUUGCAUUGGCUCUGGAAGUGUGCAGAAAGGUUAAGAUCCACUCUACUCUUCUCCCAGCCAUGCAAAGUGAUAAUCAUUAAAAGGCUUUUUCAUAACUACGAUGAGGGCCAUCAGGAAGCCAGCCCUGCCUUUGAAGUAGUCUGUUUGCCCAGUGAGUUAUUCACAUACUAUGUGGGCAAUUCACGUACACUGUAGAACACCAUGUUCCACACUGAUGGCACAAGAAUUUAAACUAUUCACGAGUGGGGAGAUGUCUCUGUCAGUAGACAUCCUACUGCCCAAGCAUGAGGACCUGUGUUCAUAUCCCCAGGACCUACAUAAAAGCCAGGCCUGGGGUGCAAGUCUGUAAUCCUUGGUAGAGGAUUGGGUAAAGUUGGGUAGAGGCAGUGGAUCCCAGGAAGGUCAGUAGCCAGCCUAGCAGAAUUAGCGAGCUGCAAGCUCCAGGUUUAGUGAGAAACUCUAACAAUAAGGUAGAUAUAGACCAAAAAAAGAUACCUGUGGCUGGCCUUUGGGCCUCCACAUGCCUGUGCACACAUGUGCCCUUGUUCAUACACACACACACACACACACACACACACACACAUACACAUAACACAUAAAUAUUUUUUACAAAGUUAUUUAAGGACAGAAGGAAGGAACAAGCAGAAACCAAAAAUAGCAAGCAAGGAGCAGUCUCAGGGAUCUGGCCUCGCAGCUCUCCUCAAGAGCUGUCCCGGAGCCUUCCCCUCCAAGUCCAAGUGGGUACAUUCAGUUCCCACCAGCAGUGUACAGGUUAGGCCCCGACCGUGAACUCACACGUGGAGGCGUCCCUGCUAUCCUUGCUUACCCUCACAUUGCAGACUGUGACUCCCCCAAUGUCUCACCUGUAUUUUAUAUUUUAUGGGUGUCCCCUGCUGCAGAUUCAUUCCUUUGUACCUAAUAAACUUUAAUAAGUGAGAA
Messenger RNA from Mastomys coucha (southern multimammate mouse), 4573 nucleotides. RefSeq names its product WAS/WASL interacting protein family member 3 (gene Wipf3). NCBI's taxonomy places the organism in Eukaryota, Metazoa, Chordata, Mammalia, Rodentia, Muridae. The record is from RefSeq and is a predicted model, not a curated record. Gene Ontology annotation, cellular component: early endosome; WASH complex; recycling endosome. The transcript has 10 exons. Gene Ontology annotation, biological process: Arp2/3 complex-mediated actin nucleation; retrograde transport, endosome to Golgi; exocytosis. Bases 424 to 1740 code for a protein of 438 amino acids. Gene Ontology annotation, molecular function: actin binding; gamma-tubulin binding; alpha-tubulin binding.